Molecule: messenger RNA, 554 nt
Organism: Cercospora beticola
Lineage: Eukaryota; Fungi; Ascomycota; Dothideomycetes; Mycosphaerellales; Mycosphaerellaceae
Source: RefSeq, a predicted model, not a curated record
GCGAGACCGCAUCUCCCCAAAAACACGGAUCAUCAGCCCAAGAUGGCACCUCUCUACACGAAGCCAAAGUUUCUCAUCGGAAUCGCCAACCUUUUCGCAACCGGCGGAGCCACACUAUACCUCAAGAACAAAAUCGAAUACAGUUUGGAAGAGAAUGAAGCCCGGUCAGACGAGAUCGAGGGGACGCUAAGGGGCCAUAUUGGAUUGAUCCACGAGGCACACGACCGGAUAGAGAAGAAGCUUGGAACUGCAGGCAUAGGCGCGGGAGGAUUAGAGAACAGGGACAUCUAUGAUCAGAGGGGAAAGGAUGAGAAGAAGGACAAGAAGGACAACAAGUAGCGCGAUCUCGUUUAGUAGGCUUACUGUGCUGUUUGGCGAGCAAAGGCUGCGACACUGCGCGACGGAUUUGGAGCCUCGCGUCCUGCAGUGUGGAAUGUCGAGAUCAGACAAGGAUCCUUUGGCACCGAGUAGAUCGACGGCGUGUGCACUCAGUCAAGAUCAGGAUCGCGCCUGUUCACUAAGGCUGGUGAAGAAUUUCAGAAAAUCAUCCGAGC